UACGCGCUGAAAAGGAAGGACGACAGUUCGCAAACGAUACAAUCAGGAGUUGCUGAACAAAGGCCGAAAUUAGACAUAUUAUCUCAAGGUUACUUUACUUUCGGGCAUUGUGGCAUACCGCCGCAGCAGACGCCAAUUUUGAAACAUGGCCGAUAAAGAGGUGUAUGACGAUGCUGUGGAAGAAAGAGUCAUCAAUGAAGAGUACAAGAUAUGGAAGAAAAACACACCUUUCCUCUACGAUCUGGUGAUGACGCAUGCGCUGGAGUGGCCCAGUCUCACCGUUCAGUGGUUACCGGAUGUCAGCAGGCCAGAGGGGAAGGACUACGCUAUCCACAGGCUGGUUUUGGGGACCCACACAUCAGAUGAGCAGAACCACCUGGUCAUAGCCAGCGUCCAGGUGCCCAAUGACGAUGCCCAGUUUGACGCCUCACACUACGACAGUGAGAAAGGAGAGUUUGGCGGCUUUGGCUCAGUCAGUGGGAAAAUAGAGAUUGAAAUCAAGAUUAACCAUGAAGGAGAGGUGAACCGAGCACGCUACAUGCCUCAGAACCCCUGUAUCAUCGCCACCAAGACUCCCACCUCUGAUGUGCUGGUGUUUGACUACACCAAACACCCCUCCAAGCCAGACCCCAGUGGAGAGUGUAGCCCUGAUCUGAGGCUGAGGGGUCACCAGAAAGAGGGAUAUGGUCUGUCCUGGAAUCCUAACCUCAGUGGGAAUUUGCUCAGUGCCUCCGAUGACCAUACUAUCUGCCUGUGGGACAUUGGUGCGGGGCCCAAAGAGGGGAAAAUUGUGGAUGCUAAGACCAUCUUUACAGGCCACACAGCCGUGGUGGAGGACGUCUCCUGGCACCUGCUCCAUGAGUCCCUGUUUGGCUCUGUGGCCGAUGACCAGAAACUUAUGAUAUGGGACACUCGGUCGAACAACACGUCCAAGCCCAGUCACUCAGUGGAUGCCCACACCGCUGAGGUCAAUUGUCUGAGCUUCAACCCUUACAGCGAGUUCAUUCUUGCUACUGGCUCCGCUGACAAGACUGUUGCAUUGUGGGAUCUCAGGAACCUCAAACUGAAGCUCCACUCCUUUGAAUCACACAAAGAUGAGAUAUUCCAGGUACAAUGGUCCCCUCACAAUGAGACCAUCCUGGCCUCCAGUGGCACUGACCGACGUCUCAAUGUCUGGGACCUCAGUAAAAUAGGGGAGGAGCAGUCGGCAGAGGAUGCCGAGGAUGGCCCACCGGAGCUGCUGUUCAUCCAUGGAGGUCACACAGCCAAGAUCUCUGACUUCUCUUGGAACCCCAAUGAACCCUGGGUCAUCUGCUCUGUGUCUGAAGACAACAUCAUGCAAGUUUGGCAGAUGGCGGAGAAUAUCUACAAUGAUGAGGAACCAGACACCCCUGCAUCAGAGCUGGAGGGCCAGGGAUCAUAACAAGACCCCCUCACUCUCUGCAAGAGCCUUUGUAUGGUUUUGUUUCAGGCACGAUCCCUUCUCUCUGCUGGGCCUCUCAGACCCACCCAGCCCAACCUGUGUUCAAGUCCACUCCACCUUUGCUCUAGUCCAAAAUGAAAAGUCUUUUCUGGUCAAUUUUCUGAACAGAGACACAAGCAGAAAGGACAAUAAGUAUAACUAGCUAAUGGAGAUAAACUCAGUCUUAUCUUGCUUACACUUUGCUGUGUCUUGCUGUGUUCCAAAAACGCCUUAGCACCCGAAGCGGUUUCUUACCUGGUUUACAUUGAACAAAGUUUUGCCUAGUGACCUGCAAAGGCACCAAUGUCAGCUGUGUGCAUGUGACUUCGAAGACCAAACAGUCCUUAUAUGCACAUAUUUACUGCUACUCAUCCUGAAGUCCUAGAGGAAGUAUAGAAUGUUCGGUAUGAUAUAGAAAUUAUACUGAACAUCACAUUUCACAUUUUUAUGAGGCAUUCAGAAAAUCCCAUGGUGUGGUUGCUAAGAUUCAGAUAUAAAAUGACAGCCAGACUAAAGAACCAAUAUCAUCUUAGCGCUAAAAUGCUUUUGGGAAACCUUACCCAAAUAUUGAGGUUUAAAGGAUUAGAAGACAAAUUCUCUCUGCCUAAAAGACUUGUUUACACUCAUCCUGCCCUAUCUUUAAUCCUAUUAAGACUCCCGUAUUUCAUCAUUCUUAGUAUUUUGAUAUUUACCUGACAACAUAGGCCUCUUUGGAAACAUUCCCUUUUUUGUUUGUUUUUGAAAUCUCAAUUAUAUCUUUCAGGUAAAUGCAAACCACAUUGUAUCAUUAAUAUACAAGUGGAUUAGUUGGAAAAGAGAAUUGGAUUCAAGUUUAAGAUGCCAGACUAAAAAGAAAUGCACUUGAGAUAAAUGCAUGUCUUUACACUUUGUCCUCUUGAUCUCUGUAGUUUUUUUUUAAAGUUUUUUUUUUUUAUACAUGCCAUGUAUAUUACUUUUUGGCAACCCCCUCCCCCACCACCACACACACACACACACAAAGUUCUGCCAUGUAGCAUUCUCAGGAGUGACUUCACACAACUACAGCUCCGAGCAAGAAAUUCUGAUUUCUGAAUGCUGCGUUACAAUCCACUCCGUUUGUAUUGGACAUAUCGGACUGCUACUUCACUUUACUGCACUCAGAAUGUCCUUGCUUAAGGAAACUGUUAGAAGAUCCUACAAUUGGGAAAGUGAAACAAAUCCACAACAUUUGCAAAUUCUACAAAAUGUUUAUUGAAAAGCAAGACAGGACAAUAAGAACAUUGUACAAUCUCAAAGGGGGGAUGUGGGCUCAUAGUUUUUAAUAAAAAUAAAGCUUUCUGAAGCUGUGGUGACUCACUCCUCCUCUGUCACAGUUUGUCUCACCUCCCGAGGUAGAUUCUGACAUUACCUGAGAGUCAAUCUGGGGCAACGCUAAAGAAAGAGGAACUGAAUACCAAAACUCUUGAAACUCCUUCCUUUCGAUUUUGGAAAUUAAUCUCUCAAUUUGUCCAAUUGUCUGUUCUUUAUCUAAAAAAAAAAAAAGUACUUGCCAACUUGACCCUCUUUGGGUUUAAAAACAAAAGUGUAAGGCUUAUUGCUUACCAAUUCAUCCCAUAUUUCUUAACCCAACUAAAAUCGAGGACAAGGAAACGUUGAGAGAGUGAGCAAUCUGUUAGAGGGGAAAGAGUUUCAAGAGGGCCGGGGAGGUGACCCGUCAAGAAUUAAGGAGACUUCCAGAGACUGAACCAAUGUCAUACCUAUCACAUGUUGUCAGCAACAAAACUCAAAAUAUUUCACAUACCAAGUACAACUGAAUCAUCAGUUUUUACUCCCUUUCAACUCCUUUAAACGUUAAAUGACAGCGAGAACAACGUCUCAAGAUCCAAUCAUCCAAAAGGUGAUUAUGCCGAAUUAAGACUAAUAACUUGGAAUCUUUAAGUGAGAGUCUUCAACUUUUGGGGGUUGUUGGCUGUUAACCAGGUACAAUUCUUAAACCUCAACACAUUUGAUAGAAAUGACUCACCAAUGGUUAAAAGAAACAAGAGCCUCAUAGCUGUGAGGCUGACAAAGUUAGACCACAUGACAGAAUACACUGAACACCGCUACAGGUGUCACCCAUUAACCCAUUCUCUAGCCAUCCAUGUUGUGACCCUAUAUGAGCACUUGAGACUUGCCCUACUGAGAUUAAGAUGGAUAGUGACUUCGAAGGAGGUGGGCCAUCGACCAUGUAGUUAAGACCACGAAGGAGGAAUCUGGAACCACAGCUGAGGAAGUGAACCAGACAGGUGUAUAAGCCGGAGUUAAAAAAAAAAGUACACCCUUUCAGAGGAGGAAAAUGUGUGCAUAUGUUCUGACCACCAGCCAAGGUGUGGUGGAAGGCUUUGCCAGGCCUUCAAGGGUAUGUUGCAUAGUCUGUCACAGAUGAGUUGAAACCCUGUAUUUACCGAUGUGGUCACAGAGAGUUACUGCCAAGGCAAGUGUCAAGCGGUGAGGUCAAAUAUACAUAGCUGUGCCAUAGCAAACAAUCAGGGGCAAUAGAUUGAGCAGAGCACACUAAGUGGGUUUGAUUUGUUGUACAACGAACCAGUGGAAUGUUAAGGAUGAAGGAAAAAUUCUGACAAUCUGCUGAAUUAUAUGUGCCUUCAUCAAAGAGGAGGGUAAAACAGGGUUGACAGUGAAAUGAACACUGAACUUUUGCUUUUUGGCUGCUUAUUGUCUAACAUGGACUGAGUGGUUGGAGAGUUCAACUUUAUGGUACUAGCACAUUGGUACCACGUAGGUACCAAUUAGGAUGAUUCACAUUAGUACCAAUUAUGCUGCAUCAGAGGGAGGGGGGGGCAACAAAAAAUAAAACCCAGCAUCCAAAAGGUCAGAUUUUAAAAUGGGAUUUCAAUCAGUGCUUGGGACCAUAUGUUCUUUACAUUUACUAACUAUAUAGGUUCACACACUGACAAAUAUUCAUUUAGCAUUUAGAUGAAAUAGUCCUACAAUAGCUCCUAUUAAUAUGGAUCACCACUGGAGCAUUGUCAACAAAAUUUUAUUCAAAAAAGUGAAGCAAAUCAAUCAGUUUUCUUCCAGUAAAAAAAAAAAAUAAAGAUGACGAGUCCCCUUAUUUGCCAAAACAUUUUUCACAAAUUUUGUUAUCCUUUCGACUUAAAAAUUCUUGACCCAUGAAGGUGGCCUGACCUGUUUAUCUUUCAUUAUUAGAACUGAUCAAGUGGACAUCAGAUUUAAGGAGGGCUUGGGAAAAAGAACCAACAGAAAGGAAAAGCUAAUUAAUGAGACAGCUUGGUUGACUGGAUUAGACCAGGUGGAUGGCACAAAGGACAUACAACUAAUCACAAUCUUGCAUCUUUCCUGCAUUUGGUUGCCUUAAAUAUACGCUUAUCGUUUUUCAAGAGAAUUAGCAACAAGAAAAUAUAACGAAUUUGAACUGGAGCCAUACACUAACCUUGUUUUCCAUAUUUCCAUGACAUGGGAUUUCUACUUAUUAAAAUGGCUCGGGCUGCAGAUAGGAACCGAGAUAUUGAGUGAAGGUGAAGGUUGACCAAACUUCACAGAUCACAACUUGCUUUCUGAAUGUUGAAUUGAUGUGCCCGCAGUUCCCAACAAUGGCAUAAUGUCAAAAAUCAUCACAUCAGAUUUAAUAGUCAAGGAAAAUUUCAAAAGGAGUUCAGUUGAAGACAUUAUGAAGAAAAUCAUCACCUCAAAACUAAAAGAAAAAAAAAGGGGGGGGGGGCAAGACCGACACCGGUCUCCAGAUGGUGGCCCUUUAAACAUAUGCUAUUCAUGCCAGCCUGGUUAAGACUGAACUUUUGCCCUUUACAGACUCAGAAGGUUUAAGCAGUCAGAACGGAGAAAAGUUUUCUACAAUAAUUUGCAAUCAAUGGAUUUACUUUUCAGCUCACUUUCUAAUCGACUCCCACCCUCAAGGUGACACAAGAACUGCAGAGGGGAAAAUUAAAAGGCGAAAACACGACUUUGUUUUGAGUGGAUGGAUAUUUCCUAUGAAAAUACAGUUACGGUAGAAAAACAGGGAGUACCAAGUGCUCGCUAUAAAGCCAACUGUUACAACGAAUGUAAACAUGGGCAGAGUAUUAGGAUAGACUUAUCAAUACAAUCACUUUACUCUUCUUGAACUAAUCACAAAAAAAAAAAAGAUGAUGAUGAUCCAGUCCUUGAUAAUGAGAUCCCGGAACUUUCAGUUUUAGACUAUUAAGAUCUCCAUUGAAUACACCUUUCUUUCUAGUCCUGGAACUAGGCUGUG
Molecule: messenger RNA, 5708 nt
Organism: Lampris incognitus (smalleye Pacific opah)
Lineage: Eukaryota; Metazoa; Chordata; Actinopteri; Lampriformes; Lampridae
Gene: rbbp7
Product: retinoblastoma binding protein 4, like
Exons: 12
Coding region: 146-1423 (425 amino acids)
Biological process (GO): regulation of gene expression
Cellular component (GO): NuRD complex; nucleus; ESC/E(Z) complex
Molecular function (GO): histone binding
Source: RefSeq, a predicted model, not a curated record